UCGCGGGACGUAGUGGCGCGAAAACCUCUCAGUCGGCCGUGUUUUGUCGAGCCAGCAGCAGGGAGAGCAGCUCUAAGUGUUUACCGGCGUUUUAGAAGAAAUCCAUUUUAUCAGGCGAAAAUGGCUACCGACUCCGCAGACGACCUGGAGAUGAGGGAGGCUCAGAGGGAUUACCUGGACUUUCUGGACGACGAUCAAGACCAAGGCAUUUACCAAAGCAAAGUCCGGGAUAUGAUCGGCGAGAAUAAAGCCCGGCUCAUCGUGAACAUCAACGACCUGCGGAGGCGCAACGAGGCCCGGGCUGCCAAGCUGAUGAACAACGCCUUCGUGGAGCUGCUGGCCUUCCAGCGGGCUCUGAAGGACCUGGUCGCCACCAUAGACCCCACCUACGCCAAGCAGCACGAGGACUUCUUCGUGGGCCUGGAGGGCAGCUUCGGCUCCAAGCACGUCUCGCCCCGGACCCUCACCUCCCGCCUGCUGGGCAGCAUGGUGUGUGUGGAGGGCAUCAUCACCAAGUGUUCCCUGGUCCGGCCCAAGGUGGUGCGCAGCGUUCACUACUGUCCCACCACUAAGAAGACCAUGGAGAGGAAGUACACGGACAUGACCUCGCUGGACGCCUUCCCCUCCAGCGCUAUUUACCCCACCAAGGACGAGGAGAACAACCCCCUGGAGACGGAGUUCGGCCUGUCCAUCUACAAGGACCACCAGACCAUCACGGUGCAGGAGAUGCCGGAGAAGGCCCCCGCCGGCCAGCUGCCGCGCUCCGUGGACAUCAUCCUGGACAACGACCUGGUGGACGUGGUCAAGCCCGGAGACAGGGUGCAGGUGAUCGGCACGUACCGCUGCCUGCCCGGGAAGAAGGGAGGAUUCACCUCCGGCACCUUCAGGACCAUCAUGAUCGCGUGCCACGUGAAGUCCAUGAGCAAGGAGGUGUCGCACGCCAUCUCUGCCGACGACGUGGCCAAGAUCCGCAACUUCAGCCGCACCCGCUCCGUGAACGUGUUCGACCAGCUGGCCCGCUCGCUGGCUCCCAGCAUCCACGGGCACGAAUACAUCAAGAAGGCCAUCCUCUGCAUGCUGCUGGGAGGGGUGGAGAAGGUGCUGGAGAACGGCACGCGCAUCCGAGGAGACAUCAACGUCCUGCUCAUCGGCGACCCGUCGGUGGCCAAGUCCCAGCUGCUGCGCUACGUGCUCCACACGGCGCCCAGAGCCAUCCCCACCACCGGGCGGGGCUCCUCCGGCGUGGGUCUGACGGCUGCCGUCACCACCGACCAGGAGACGGGAGAGCGGCGCCUGGAGGCGGGCGCCAUGGUGCUGGCCGACCGCGGCGUGGUCUGCAUCGACGAGUUCGACAAGAUGUCCGACAUGGACCGCACGGCCAUCCACGAGGUGAUGGAGCAGGGCCGCGUCACCAUCGCCAAGGCGGGCAUCCACGCCCGGCUCAACGCCCGCUGCUCCGUGCUGGCGGCGGCCAACCCCGUCUACGGCAGGUACGACCAGUACAAGACCCCCAUGGAGAACAUCGGCCUGCAGGACUCGCUGCUGUCGCGUUUCGACCUGCUCUUCAUCAUGCUGGACCAGAUGGACCCCGAGCAGGACCGGGAGAUCUCUGACCACGUGCUGAGGAUGCACCGCUACCGGGACCCCCGCGAGCAGGAGGGAGCAGCUAUGGCUUUUGGCGGGUCGGUGGACGUGCUGGCCACAGAUGACCCGGACGCCAUGGCGGAGGAUCAGGAGGAGCUGCAGAUCUACGAGAAGCACAACAACCUGCUGCACGGGAGCAGGAAGAAGAAGGAUAAGAUCUUGAGUAAGGAGUUCAUGAGGAAGUACAUCCACAUCGCCAAGAUGAUCACACCUGUGCUGACCGAGGAGGCGGCCAAUCACAUCGCAGAGGAGUACUCCAGGCUGAGGAGUCAGGAGCAGGUGGCGGCCGACAUCGCCAGGACCUCGCCGGUGACGGCCCGUACCCUGGAGACGCUGAUCCGUCUGUCCACGGCGCACGCCAAGGCCCGCAUGAACAAGUCCGUGGAGCUGGAGGACACGGAGGUCGCCGUGGAGCUGGUCCAGUUCGCCUACUUUAAAAAGGUUCUGGAGAAGGAGAAGAAGCGCGCGAGGCAGGAGCCCGACUCUGGCUCAGAGGAGGAGGCCGACAAGGAGGCGCCCGCCAGCCAGCGCUCGCAGAGGACCAGGAAGAGGGGGCGCCUUGGCUCCCAGGGCAGCGAGCCCUACAGCCCGUUUGACUUCAGCGAAGAGCAGGACGUCCCCGAGAUUCACGCCGGCACCAGGAAGCCAGCCGCAGCGGCGCAGGAGCAGGAGGAGCCCAUGGAGGCCGCUUCACAGGCUGAAGGCGCCGAGCUCUCCGCAGAGAGGCUGAAGGAGUUCAAGUCGUCCCUGUUCGCCGUCUUCCAGUCGGCCCACGCGCAGUCGGUGAAGAUGACCAAGCUCAUGGACGAGGUCAACAGGGAGCGCGAGAGCGGCUUCACCAGGGCGGAGGUGCGCGGCGCCCUGGCCCGCAUGCAGGACGACAACCAGGUCAUGGUGGCCGACGACAUCGUCUUCCUCAUCUGAGAGGAGGCGCCUUACCCAACACCGCCUGGUGGCUCAGAGGGAAGAAGCAGCGGAAUACGGACGUCUCGUUUAGAAAAGGAGCGGCAGGUUGACUCCUCAUGCUGUUUGUCGUUCCAUCUUUGAAGGUUUUACCGACCUGGUUGUCGUCGGAGGUGUGUCCUGAUCCCGCAUCUGAUGAAACGGACACAACGCGGGUUCUGCUGUUGUUAUAAAUCUGUAAAUAGUUCCUGUUUGUUCAAAUAAAUGUUGCUGAUAUAAAUAAGUGAAAUGGAAGUAA
Molecule: messenger RNA, 2845 nt
Organism: Fundulus heteroclitus (mummichog)
Lineage: Eukaryota; Metazoa; Chordata; Actinopteri; Cyprinodontiformes; Fundulidae
Product: zygotic DNA replication licensing factor mcm3-like
Exons: 17
Coding region: 121-2568 (815 amino acids)
Biological process (GO): DNA strand elongation involved in DNA replication; mitotic DNA replication initiation; double-strand break repair via break-induced replication
Cellular component (GO): MCM complex; nucleus
Molecular function (GO): ATP binding; ATP hydrolysis activity; single-stranded DNA helicase activity
Source: RefSeq, a predicted model, not a curated record